Messenger RNA from Chara braunii, 3489 nucleotides. NCBI's taxonomy places the organism in Eukaryota, Viridiplantae, Streptophyta, Charophyceae, Charales, Characeae. The record is from the annotation of a GenBank genome assembly.
GCGUUUGAUGAAUGCGAUGUCGGUGAGAUGGUCACUGCGCGCCGGCGGUCUUUAUGGAUUACGUAUGACGUAGCAAUUCAACUGGCAGUGGACGGUAUCUGGUCAUCCGACGACGAGGCGAUGCUGACGUGACACCAUUGUUAUACUAGCCUAGCUCCUUUUCGGGCUCGCUCCGUUCGGUUCGGCCUGUGAUUAGCAGCCAGCACCCACGGCAAGUCGAAGCCCCCAUCGAGAGGUCGUCUGAUCGUCCCGCCUCAAGUGGACUAAGGUAAGAAAGGUAGGGUUUAUGGGGUUGAAGGAGUUUGCAAAUUCCUGCGCAGAGAACAAGGAACGUAUUCCGUGAAGCAGUCCUGGUUCUUGCGGAGAAAGAGAGAAACGCGUGCCGUGAAGGAAUCUGCACUGCUGCGGCGGAGGAAGAGAGGAAAGCGUUCCCUCGAGACGACAUCAUCGUGCGCCGCAUCAUCGCCAGUAGCAAUGCUGAUUGCAAGGAAACACGGAAGUAGACAUCGGUGCGCGUUGAAGGAUGAGGGGGAGGGCAGGGAUGCGGUAUUCGAAUCGUUCUGGUUUGCUCUGGUCUUCUAUUAUCCCUGCCUCUGUUGGUCUCUUUUGUGGUCAACGUUGAGCUAUUCGCGAGCCUGCGCCGUCAAAAAGGUGCCAUCAUCGUAACGAUAAGCCACCGACCUACCUUAAAACUCUGGUCCUGAUCGGGGGAUCAGGCAGAGUUAUGGUAGGUCGGCAUUGAUGUGUUGAUGCUAAUCGAGUUAUUGCAAAUAUCGAAAGGUGCACGGGAGUAGAUAAGAGGAAAGGCGCGGGUGCGGGGGAAAAGGGGAGCAGCAGGUGGCAGGCGCGGGUGCGGGGGGAUAAGGGGAGCAGCGGGUGGCAGGCGCGGGUGCGGGGGGAAAAGGGGAGCAGCAGGUGGCAGGCGCGGGUGCGUGGGGAGGGGGGAGCAGGUGGCAAGAGCAGGUUCGUGGCACCCAAGUGGAGGGAGGGGGAAGGGCGGCGUCAGGAGAGGGAGGACACUAGAGGUCUGAGGGUUGGGCGGCAAUCAGUGCAGAUGACUGUGGUCGAUGAAAGAGAGGUGAGGAGAAAAGGGGUUGGUUGGGUACUCGCCUUGGUGGAAAGGAGAGAAUUGAUCGGUAGAGAGAGAAGAGACGACAAAGAAGGCUGGACACGGCGGGAAGUAAAGUAGGGAAGGGACAUCGCUAGUCCUGCUAGUGCAGGUGGUGCAGAGCUUUAUGGGUGUUCUUGAGAAGGAAAGGAACGGAGGGAGUUGCCUCGUCCAUCAUCAUCCAACAGGUUGGACAACCAUCUGUGUGAGCAGGUGCUACACAGCUUUGUGCGGUAUGUAAAGGCUCGUGACGUGAUUGGAUCGACCGUUCUGCAUACGUGAAUUGAAACGAAAGUCUCUGAAUCAACAAAAGGAUGGAGUGAGGAAGGGAGGGACGGAAAAUGAUGGAUCGGCAUUUAAGAUGGAUGUUCCAAGUCCUGGCCACCUCUCUCAUCUCCAUCGCUCUGCUCCUUGGAACGACGAUCAAUUACCGUGAUGGCAUGCGUCCGAUGAUUGAUCCCAUUUCCGUCGGGGGGGGCUCCAUAAUGCCUGAGUCUCAUCAUCCGGACCAGCAGCGAGUGGCAAGCGCCAACGACCUCGGCGGCUUCGUUGAUAACUCUGCUUCCAAGGAGUUCUCUCCCUCUUUCUCGCCGGUCUCGACAUUCUCCUCUUCGCUGUCGACUUUGUCUCGUGACUCUUCUCACGUACCGCGGUCCGCUUCCCAUUCCUCCUCCUCCUCCUCCUCCUCUCCCUCCUCCUCCUCCUUUGUCUCGGGUGAUCGACGUGGCAUCAGCCUUGAUGGCCAUCUAGACGAGCCGCCUGUACUUGCAUACUUCUUGGGCGGGACCAAGGGUGAUGGAAAUCGGAUGAAGCGCCUGCUUCUUGCCCUGUACCAUCCACACAAUGAGUACCUGCUGCAUCUGGAUCGAGAAUCGCCGGCGGCAGAGAGACUGGAUUUGGCGCGCUUUGUCACUCUCCAUCCCACUUUUAUCCGCGUAGGAAACGUCCGCGUAAUCGUUAAUUCUAACCUUGUGACAUACCGCGGUCCGACGAUGAUCGCCACCACGCUGCAUGGCAUGGCCAUACUCCUUAAGGAGACGUCACGAUGGGAUUGGUUCAUCAACCUCAGCCCAUCGGACUACCCUUUGAUUACGCAGGACGACUUCCUGUACGUGUUGUCUUCCGUGCCGCGCGAUUUGAACUUCCUGGACCACAGCAGCGUUAUUCCGGACUGGAAAGAGGCGCAGCGUGUGCGUCCGAUCGUCGUCGAUCCCGCGAUCUAUCGACAGUCGAAGUCCGAUUUGUUCUUCACCACGCAAAGGCGAGCUACUCCCAACGCCUUCCGUCUCUUUCAGGGCUCAGCCUGGAUGAUGCUAAGCCGUAGUUUCUGUCAAUACCUAAUCUCUGGUUGGGACAAUCUGCCUAGACUGGCGCUCAUGUACUUUGCCAACGUGAUCUCUUCUCCGGAGUCCUACUUCCACACUGUCAUCUGCAACUCCAGAGAGUAUUUCAACACAACAGUCAAUUCCGAUCUGCACUACAUUGCUUGGGAUAACCCGCCCAAGCAGCACCCGUUGUCAUUGAAUUCCACGUUUUAUGAAGCGAUGAUCAAUUCCAGCGCUCCGUUUGCCAGGAAGUUUGAGGAGAACGAGCCGGUCUUAGACGCCAUAGACGCGCAGCAAUUGAGGGGGAGAAAGGAGGGGCAGUUCGUGGAAGGUGGUUGGUGUGGCGGGGGGAAAGGUGUCCGGCCCAGGGUGGAACGUAGGGGAGACGAUGGGGGUCGGGAAGGAGGCGGAGCGGCGGGGGGGGGAAAGGACGGCGGACCGAGGGCGUCGGAACGGUCUUCGGAUUCCUUCGCCGCUCGUCGAUGGCGGAGGGGAAAUGAUUUCGAUAUGGCUGCAACUGGUGUUGAAGGGGAAGAGGGAGAGGGAGGGGGAGGGGGAGAGGUAGCUGACCCUUGCCUGGCUGUAGGAGAUCCGACGGCGUUACAGCCGGGGGCAGGCGGCGUGAGGUUGGAGAAGCUGAUACUGGAGUUGCUUGGGCCGCAGGUUUUCAGACAACGGCAGUGUGUAUGACAACAGAGAGGAAGAUUCGCGGACGGUUUGUUUGUUUGUUUGUCCAUACAGAGAUGAAGAUUCGCGGACGGUUUGUUCGUUCGCGGAAGAUUGCGCAGAUCCUGGCUAGCGGCGGCCACGGUAUGCGUGCUAGAUCUGCUGUACUUCAGGGAAUAAGCUUGUGUGUUAUUCCCCACCCCUCGUAAUCGCGCACCUCGCCCUCUCCACGGGCCCAAGUUCUAAGUCUUCUUUUGCCUUGUUUCUUUGAUUUUGCUUUGUAGUCUCCUUCUUACCCUUCCAUCUGUACUAGUUUGAUGGACUGGACACUUGACUGGUGCUGUAUCUGUCUUAGAGCAAAGAAGAGGCACAACCGCAGCCGUUACCUGC